GGCAGACUAGUCAGCCAGUUGAUCUGAGACCAAAACAAACUCAAGAGGCGUAAACAUCUUUCUAUCCCUGACGUCUGACUUUAUAAACAGAUAUUAAACAAAAUGCCGAGGCGAUUAAACAAGAGGUGAACUAACUGAUUAGGUGUGGCUUGUAGAAGAAGCAGUGCUUGUAGUGGUAGCUUGAGCUAGCUGUUAGCUGAGUGCUAACAGGAGUACCGUUAUGCCAGACGAGCCGACAACAACAGCCACUGGGACUAGAAGCUGCUGCCUCUGUUGCCUUAACUACCAGCUCAGCAAACUGGCUUUCCAGCUAGUUAGGUAGCUAGUUAGUUAGACUAAACCUAUAACUCAUUUUCUACGUUGCCUUCUUCCUGCCUUCUGGACUAACCCCUCCAGCAUGGGGAUGUGUUUACCGUGCCUUGGUGGAGCAGCGGACGACGUGGUUGUCACUCCAGAUCCAGACACAAGGAGACGACAAUUAGCUGAGGCAGCUGAGAAGAGAGCAAAAGAGACAACAUACAGGGGUGUUAAAAAUCCAGAAGCUGUCGAAAGGAAAAAGAAAAAACAGGAAGAAACUGAAAAACAGGCGAUGACCACCUCUGUGUCUGGUGGCCGUGGUGGCGGGUUGAAGUGGCAGGUGGGCUGAAAAUCCAGAUGGUAACGCCUGAAGUCUUGAAUCUGAAGUACAAAACAACAUGAAGUAUCGCGGCAAGAUGACUUGAAAGAUGUUUGAACUGCUGUCCGGUUUUUGAAUUAUUAUUAUUAUUAUUGACGAGUUGUCUUGCUUUAUGCAAAACAAUCUGAAGUGAUUACAGACUGAACAGCAGGACUUGCCCCCUUGUUGCCAAGUUAUACAAACCAGUUUGGACCUUUGGACAAGUCAGGGAUGAUCACACAGGAAUGUGCAAGCAAAUGCAGGUCCUGCUGUAUUAGUUUUAUCUGACAAUUGAUAAGACAUACAACAUUAGAUAAAAUAAUAUGUUUAUAAAGUCCAACAGUAUCUCUGGUGACUGUUGUCAUAUUAAGACAAAGCUGUCAGCUUUUUCCCCACACUGCUUUUGGCUUUCAUCGUCGAGGAUCUGUAAAUCCACAUCGGCCACGGUACUUUUUGUAUGACUUCUCCAAAAAUCUGUUAUGCAGAUGACACAUUUCACAAGGAAAACACAGUUUAUGUUUACACAGAUUUAAGUGUGCUUAUUAUAGGAUUAGUAUAUAGUAAAAAAGCACAUGGUUAACACUAAUUUCACCUUAUUUACGGCUCUAUUUGUUGGCAACACAAAGACUCGUGCAAACAGUGCUACAACUUGUUGGUGUUUGCUGAACUUGUAAUGCGCUUUGCCUCUAUCUGGGUGUUUUUGUGACCAGUGCAGUCACAUGGGAGUCCCUUGUUGAUGAGGAAGGCAAUGCAAGGUGUUGUGUGUUUUGAUAUUGUGCUGAGAAUAUGCCUGUACUUGCUGCAACGUCAUUUAGUCACUAAUUUAGUGAUUCAGCCAGGAAGUACAUACUUGAUAAAAUAUGCAGCAGCUACAGAGUACUGCUGAAUAAUAUAAAACACUAAAACAUUCUACAACCAAUAGAAAUGAAAAGGAGGUGUACUAGGACACACCAUUAAGGCUUAUUGCACUCUGCACUGGUCUUUGCCAUCACUCCUUUAAUAGAGCCCUUUUUGUUUUGUUUUUCUGCACAAUUUGAGUUUGUUGCAUUGAAUUACAAUGUAUGCAAAACACUGAUGUGAUGCCUGCUUUAUUUAAAUGAUAUGAGAUGUGUUUGUGAAUUGCCAUAUUGCAAACAGGAGCUUUUUGUUAGACAUCUAUCUGCACACGGUUUGUGGAAACAGGAAGAAACUGAAGGAACAGUGCGAACAGUACAUAGUGAAGUAUCUACUUUGACUUGUUUAACUGAGUGCAUUUCUUACAGCCUUCACUUGAUCCUUAAAUGCUUCCGGUGCUCUCGCCAUUUUGUAGAACAGGAAACCUAGCCAAUGUUAUUUGCUACAAUAAAUCACAUUUCUGCUA
Molecule: messenger RNA, 2015 nt
Organism: Sebastes umbrosus (honeycomb rockfish)
Lineage: Eukaryota; Metazoa; Chordata; Actinopteri; Perciformes; Sebastidae
Product: small VCP interacting protein
Exons: 4
Coding region: 398-646 (82 amino acids)
Biological process (GO): negative regulation of retrograde protein transport, ER to cytosol; negative regulation of VCP-NPL4-UFD1 AAA ATPase complex assembly; positive regulation of autophagy
Cellular component (GO): endoplasmic reticulum membrane
Source: RefSeq, a predicted model, not a curated record